GCACGACCACGCAACUCGAAACACAAGUACGCAAACACGGUUGCGUGAAACGUGGCUCGCAAUCGUGAAAUUUACAAGACUUGCUCGACCUGUAGAUUCUUGUAAUAGUAAAUGUAGAAGAAGAAACUAAGAAACACGUCAAGUGAAAUGAUUGGUUAACUUAAGAAUGUUUUGUUAAUUUUUUUGAGAUUUGAGAUUAUUUUCUGGAUCUACGACAUGGUUGUGUAAAAUAUACGUACUUUUUAACUUUAAUACUCACAAUUAAGUAUUAUUAAAAUGCGUUUAGUUGCCAUAGGACUGUUUGUGGUACUUCCGUCACUUGUAUUGUCGGAGUUUUCUACAGAAGAUUGUUGGGCUCUUGGAUUUCACAAAGCAAACUUACUGUGUUCAUCAUGUGAUCAAUUAGUCAAAUUUCAAUUAGAUGAACUUGUAAAUCAUUGUAAAGAAUGCUGUCACCCAGAUGAAGUUAAUUCAUCAGAAAAAGUUUAUUAUAAAGCGGUUCUAGAAGUUUGUACUUGCAAAUUUGGUGCAUAUCCACAAAUCCAAGCCUUUAUCAAAAGUGAUAGACCUGAUAAAUUCCCCAACUUACAAAUUAAAUACCUCAGAGGACUCGAUCCCAUCAUAAAACUGUAUGAUAAGGAUGGACAUCUGCAAGAAACAGUUGCUAUUGAAAAAUGGAACACAGACUCCGUAGAAGAAUUUUUAUCUACACAUUUGAUAAAAUUAGAUGAUGAUGAUUAUUUAAGAACAAAUAUGGUGUAAUAUAUAAUUUUUAAUCUGUA
This is a messenger RNA of Diabrotica virgifera virgifera (western corn rootworm), 782 nucleotides long. Its product is annotated as selenoprotein F. The coding region runs from base 277 to 762 and encodes 161 amino acids. Gene Ontology annotation, cellular component: endoplasmic reticulum lumen. The transcript has 3 exons. Gene Ontology annotation, molecular function: oxidoreductase activity. NCBI's taxonomy places the organism in Eukaryota, Metazoa, Arthropoda, Insecta, Coleoptera, Chrysomelidae. The record is from RefSeq and is a predicted model, not a curated record.